This is a messenger RNA of Rattus rattus (black rat), 1712 nucleotides long. Its product is annotated as paraneoplastic antigen-like protein 8A. NCBI's taxonomy places the organism in Eukaryota, Metazoa, Chordata, Mammalia, Rodentia, Muridae. The record is from RefSeq and is a predicted model, not a curated record. The transcript is spliced from 2 exons. The coding region runs from base 345 to 1655 and encodes 436 amino acids.
GUGCAGGAAGCAAGUGCGCAUGAGCCAUCUUCAACUAGCUAGCUCCGUGCAGCUUAGGGGAUCAAAGCUGUGUGACCCGUGCUGGCUGGAGUAGGCGUCCUUGCUCUUCGGGGCCAGAGCCUGCGCUUGGGAAGCAACUGUGCUCCAGGCUCCUGUCCUUGGCCUGGAUGAACCGUCAGAAGUGGGGGAGGCCAGAACAUCCCUGUGAACCUGUGGAGCGCCAGGCUCCAGGAACCGGCGAGGGCUGAUUGCACCAUAUUUGGGACACGAUUCAUAUUUGGGGACCGCCUUACCUCCACCAUCUCCCUCAUAGACUCUGUUUCACACAUAGGUAAAGCAGGAAGAUGUCGGAGCCCAUGGCCAUGAACCUGCUGGAGGAUUGGUGCCGGGGCAUGGGAAUGGACAUCCACAGGUCCCUGCUGGUCACUGGUAUCCCUGAGCACUGUGGCCACGCAGAAAUCGAGGAGACCUUGAAUGGGGUCCUCUUGCCACUGGGCACAUACCGUAUACUCAACAAAAUGUUUUUGAGGCAAGAGAAUGUGAAGGCUGCUCUAGUUGAGGUUAGCGAGGGUGUGAAUCUAAGCUCCAUACCCCGGGAGUUCCCAGGGAGGGGCGGUGUCUGGAGAGUGGUCUGCAGGGACCCCACCCAGGAUGAUGAGUUUUUAAAAAAUCUGAACGAAUUCCUGGAUGCUGAAGGACGCACUUGGGAGGAUGUGGUGCGCCUCUUGCGGCUUAACCCCAACCCACCACUCCCGAAUUCAAACCAGCCUCCACCAAACUGGGCAGAAGCCUUGGGGUUGCUCAUGGGCGCGGUAGUACAGGUCAUCUUCUACAUGGAUGCUGCGAUCCGUAAUCGGGAGGAAGAAGCGAGGGCUGAGGAGGCUGCUGAGGCUGAGUUGAUGGAGGCUUGGGCUUCCACUGCGAGGAGGAGAGUAAAGAAGGAACCCGGGCUGGGCGUAGAAGUGGGCUCGACUUUCAAGAUGGAGGACCGAAACUAUUGGAAGAACACAGAGGACCAUGGUGACCCUCCGAAGCCUCUAGUUCGCAGGGCUGGAGGUAAGAUUCGCUCCAGGAGAAGGAAACAGAAAAAAAAUCCUAAGCAAGAACCAAUAUGCUGGAGAAAACCCCAAGGCAGCAAUUAUAACAAGGCUAAUUUGGAAGCUGGUGAAGCUACGGCUACCCAAAGCUCAGAGGUCCCAGAGUCUGCGAAGAACAACAAAAACCCCUUUGUGAAGCAGGAGGAGACAGUUUGGAAGAAGAAAAGAGUCUGGAGGGAUCCCAACGAUUUUCCUCGGAGUGCGCUGCCCACAGCUGACAGCCCCGGGAAUCUAGAGGAUUCAGAUCAAGAUGGUGGACCUGAGAACCCCCCAAAGAAGAAAGCCAUGACCUGGGCCUCAAACAGGAUCCAUACCCCCAUGAGGAAGAAGAAGAAGAUGAGCUUGGGUGCUCUCUCCUAUGUCCUGGUUGAUUCUGAAGCCACCAAGAACAAGACGGUGAUUCCAAAGAAAGGGCCUGGUUCUACAAGAUCGGUGUCAGUUCCUCAGGGGACCCAACCUGAUGAUGCACCUGCUUCAACAUCCAGGGCUCAGAAGACCAAGCCAGGAGGCUUCCCUCGAGUCUCCAAAGGUGAAUGUGUACAGAGAUGGCUUGGUUAGUUAAAGUGGAGGUUCAAUGGGGAUGCAGAGGGGUCCACAAGUAUGGUAGGGUCAACA